ACUUGCAGUCUAUCGAGACCUAAAUCCUGAAUAUGCUAUCUCUUCCACCAGUUCAGCAUAAUGUUGUCCUGCAGUUUUAUAUCAGUAUGACUGUCCGUGCAACUGCGCUCUUUGCGCACUCACUGCAGAGGUAUCCCUUUGUAGUCAUCUCCACGUCUUUCAACUUGCGCAACUUCAACUUAAGCAGCUCCAUAAGCGGACAAGUUAUCUAGGUGAUCGGUAUUGUGGUGUGUUACCUUGCGCAAAACCGGGGACGUUUACUUGCCAACGAAGUGUCUAUUGCCAGUUAUGAGCUGCGUAUGCAUGAUAUCCGAGGCUUCUGAUCCUUGUUAUCGUGGCUGGGGAUAAUCGUUUGGUGGUACAUCGAAGCGUGUUUUUUGGUGUGCCGUAGCAAUUGUGGCACAAGUGGCGAAAGGUACCGAUCCGCCGCUGCGUCCCCCCGUCUCCGGCGAUGCCUGCCCACCGGAACUCCGCAGCAUCAUGGAGCACUCGUGGAGUGAUGCACCGGAGUCGCGUCCCACCUUGAAAGACAUUAAAGGCCAGCUGAAGAAAAUCCCCGGCGCUGAGCAAAGCAAUCUCAUGGACAGACAAUCUGAUGAAGCGUAUGGAAGCAUACGCCACGGAUCUGGAAGGUCUUGUCAUGCUGCGUACGGAGAAGGUCUAUCAGGAAAAGCAGAAGUCGGAAAAUCUCCUGUUCGAGGUGUUGCCACGAUCGGUGGCGAACCGCUUGAAGCAAGGAGAAACCGUGGAACCAGAAGCGUACGACGAGUGCUGCAUUUAUUUCAACGACAUUUUCGCAUUCACCACGCUGUCGGCGUCUAGCACGCCGUUGCAAGUGCUUGAUCUGUUGAAUGACCUUUGCACACUGUUCGGCGGCGUUCUGGAUGGUUUCGAUGUGUAUAAAGUGGAAACGAUUGGCGAUGCAUAGCGCAUAUAUGGUGGUCAGUGGCUGCCCAUCCGCAAAGGUAAUCUGCACGCUCGCGAAAUCGCUCGCACCUCCCUGAUGCUGAUGGAAGGGAUCAAACUUUAGAUCCGCCAUCGUCCCACGAAGCAACUGAAACUGCGUAUUGGGAAUCACUCCGGACCCGCUGUCA
Paramacrobiotus metropolitanus is the source of this 1094-nucleotide messenger RNA. RefSeq names its product atrial natriuretic peptide receptor 2-like. The transcript has 4 exons. Gene Ontology annotation, biological process: cGMP biosynthetic process; intracellular signal transduction; receptor guanylyl cyclase signaling pathway. Lineage: Eukaryota; Metazoa; Tardigrada; Eutardigrada; Parachela; Macrobiotidae. The coding region runs from base 596 to 928 and encodes 110 amino acids. The record is from RefSeq and is a predicted model, not a curated record. Gene Ontology annotation, molecular function: peptide receptor activity; guanylate cyclase activity.